AUGUGCGACUCUACUCAUGGAGUUCAUUUGUUGGUCCUUGUAACAUUUGUUUCAAUAAUUGGGGAUAUUGUAAAACAAUUUACGAAAAGGUUUCAUGACAAAAAUUUUAAAACUAACAAUCCGGGAAAUAUUGUAGAGAAAGAUGUCGAUGAUGUUGUAACCAAUAUGGACAAAUUAAAUAAUGAAGGUGUAGAAAUUGAAUUGAUUUCUAAAUAUGAUAAAACAAAAACCAAGGGUGGUGAUGGAAAAGUAGAUGAUGGAUCUAAAAUUGGAAGUAAUUAUGCCGAAAAUGAGGAUAGUAACAAUUCAUCCAAUAAUGAUGUUGAACAAAUGGUGGAUAAUGGGCAAAUUGAUAUGAAUGUUGCGAUAGGAGGGAUUAAAAACUUUAUUUUGCUUAUUAUAGAUAACAUGUUACCUCAUUUCAUAUUUGGGAAAAUCUAUAAGAGGUACAAUGGUUUCUUCAUGGAUCAAGAAAAAAAUCUUCCUCCACUCUUAUGGAUUGAUUUUCUUCCACAAGAAAAAGAAUGUGCUGGAUUGGCUUCUUUGAGCCGAUUUAUAUCUUUUGCAAUUGCAAGAACUGCUUUAAACUUGAUUUAUUGUAUUGCCUAUCCUCUGAUUUAUGGAGUUGAAUAUAAACCUAAUGCCCUUGGGCCAUAA
This is a messenger RNA of Babesia microti strain RI, 657 nucleotides long. RefSeq lists its product as hypothetical. NCBI's taxonomy places the organism in Eukaryota, Apicomplexa, Aconoidasida, Piroplasmida, Babesiidae. Bases 1 to 657 code for a protein of 218 amino acids. The record is from RefSeq and is a predicted model, not a curated record. The transcript is spliced from 2 exons.